Messenger RNA from Syzygium oleosum, 810 nucleotides. Its product is annotated as nicotinamidase 2-like. The transcript has a single exon. NCBI's taxonomy places the organism in Eukaryota, Viridiplantae, Streptophyta, Magnoliopsida, Myrtales, Myrtaceae. The record is from RefSeq and is a predicted model, not a curated record. Bases 42 to 650 code for a protein of 202 amino acids.
UCUCUCUCUCUCUCGUUCGAUCCCCACGCAGCGGAGAAUCAAUGGCCGCCAAACCCCUCAACCCAUCGUCGUCCUACGCCGAAUACAACAUCCGGACCCGGAAACCCGACCCGAAAUCCUGCGCCCUCCUCGUGAUCGACGUCCAGAACUACUUCGCCUCCAUGGCCGCCCCGAUCCUCCCCGCCCUCAACGCCACCAUCCGCCUCUGCCGCCGCGCCUCCGUCCCCGUCCUCUUCACCCGCCACUGCGACGCCGACCCGUCCGACUACCCCUCGCUCGCCGAGUGGUGGGGCCACGACUCCCGCAUCCUCGACGGCUCCGGCGAGGCGGAGCUGAUGCCGGGGCUCGACCGCGGGGACGGCGACCCGGUGGUGCGGAAGCACACCUACAGCGCGUUCCGGGGCACGGGCAUGGAGGAGCGGCUGGCGGGGAUGGGCGUGAGGGAGGUGAUCGUGGCCGGGGUCAUGACGAACCUGUGCUGCGAGACGACGGCGCGCGAGGCGUUCGUGAGGGGGUUCAGGGUGUUCUUCUCGACCGACGCGACGGCGACGUCGAGCGAGGACCUGCACGUGGCGACGCUCAAGAACAUGGCCUACGGGUUCGCUUACCUCGUGGACUGUGCAUCCCUCGAGAAGGGCCUACUUGGGUAAUUUAAUUUAGCUUUUUUCUUGCUUCUCUGUUCAUCUUCCUCCUCCAGUGCGUUUCUUGAAUUACAGAAGAUCUGUUAACGAAUGAUGGAGAAUUGGAUCGUGUAUCUUGGAAAUGUUGAAGGGUUUUCGCAUCGGCUUUGAUGCCCUUCAUCUCGUUCAA